Lasiosphaeria miniovina is the source of this 1611-nucleotide messenger RNA. RefSeq names its product WD40-repeat-containing domain protein. Gene Ontology annotation, biological process: mRNA splicing, via spliceosome. Lineage: Eukaryota; Fungi; Ascomycota; Sordariomycetes; Sordariales; Lasiosphaeriaceae. The record is from RefSeq and is a predicted model, not a curated record. The transcript has 2 exons. Gene Ontology annotation, molecular function: protein binding; mRNA binding. Bases 1 to 1611 code for a protein of 536 amino acids. Gene Ontology annotation, cellular component: catalytic step 2 spliceosome.
AUGGAUCAAUUCGGCGAGUACCCUCCAAACCUCACCGUCAAGGACGCUCUUGUCGUCCGUCAAGAGGCGACCGUAGACCAUGCAGUUGUUCCGUACACAGGCGACGACCUCAGCCGCCCUCGCCUCGGCCCCGCGAAUCCCUUCAAGGACGAAAACGACAAGAGCCUUGGAAAGCGCAAAAAUGUUUUGACGGGCCAGGCAAACGAGGUCUUUAUCAGCGAGCACACCUUCCGCAGUAAGCACCGUGCCGUCGAGCGCGCCGGCGGCCCCGAGCGCGAGUACAUUUCGCCCGCCCAGGCCAAAGAGCAAGCUGCUAAGCGUCGCGCCACGCGCGAGAGCAAGGGGAGGGCCACAAUUGCCGACGGCGACGGCUCGUAUGUCGGACCCUGGGCCAAAUACAAGAAGCCAGAGUAUGAGCAGGUUGAGGUCGAUCUGGACGAGUUAGGCAGCGACGAGGAAUACGAAAUUGUAGACGAGGAUGACGAGGAUGUUGUGCCGAGCGGCACUGUAGUGCAGGCUCCGGCCGGAUCCCUGGCGCGCAGAAUAGAGGUCGAAGAGCAGGGCGAGGAGACUACGACUUUCCACGGCGCGAGCGAGUACGACUACCAGGGCCGUACGUACAUGCAUGUGCCGCGGGACCUGGACAUUUCGCUGCAGAAGGAGGCCGGCAGCAUCACCAAUUACAUCCCCAAGAAGCUCAUGCACACCUGGCGCCACCACACGAAGGCCGUCACGUCGCUGCGACUUUUCCCACGCUCGAGCCACCUUGGCCUGUCGGCCUGCGCCGACGGCACGAUCAAGAUCUGGGACGUGUACCGCUCGCGCGAGCUGCUGCGCACCUACUCUGGUCACUCCAAGGCAGUCACGGAUCUCUCGUUCAACAACAACGGCACGCGGUUCCUGUCGGGUUCCUUUGACCGCCGCAUCAAGCUGUGGGACACGGAGACGGGCCAGUGCGUCAAUCGGUUCAACCCAAACAAGACGCCCCACGUCAUCCGCUUCAACCCGUCUGCUGAGAACGGCCACGAGUUCUUGGCUGGCCUCUCGGACAAUCGCAUCCUUCAGUACGACACCCGCGCCGGCAAUGAAACUGUGCAGGAGUACGACCAUCACCUAGGUGCUAUCAACACCCUUGAGUUCGUCGACGAGAACCGUCGUUUUAUGUCAACCUCUGAUGAUCGCUCCCUGCGCGUCUGGGAAUAUGGGAUUCCUGUGGAGAUUAAGACCAUUAGCGAACCUGACAUGUUCGCCCUGACAAACUCGACCCAGCACCCGAGCGGUAAGUAUGUGCUGUUCCAGUGCAGCGACAAUUCCAUCGUGGCCUACUCAGCGGCGUCGGACAAGUUCCGACAGAACCGUAAGAAGUCGUGGCGCGGCCACAACACGGCCGGUACCGCCAUCGGCCUCACGUGCAGCCCCGACGGCCAGUUCGUCGUGUCGGGCGACACGGCCGGCUACGUCUGCUUCUGGGACUUCAAGACGUGCAAGAUGUACCACAAGAUUCAGGCCGACAGCGCCGGCGGAUCGGUGAACUGCGUCGUGUGGUCCGAGCAGGAGACCAGCAAGGUGUUUACGGCGGGCGCCAAGGGGGACAUUCGCAUGUGGGACUAA